CUCCGUUGACCAUUGACCAUUAGCGUCGUCAUUUUUUGGUUUUGGUUUGGAGAAUCAGAUUUGGGCGAGAAAGGAAGAGGAUGAUGCCGCAACAGUGGGCGUCUCCCUGUGGAAAUCAAUGCACAAAUAAAUACGCUGCUCUUACAAAAAUCCCUUGGCGAGUGUUCUGCAAAAAAGGGUGCAACUCAGAUGGGGAUACCUGGGAGGAAUGUUUGGAAGAAUGCAAUCAAAUAUGUUACAAGGACCCUGUACUAAAGGACCAGCAAUGGAGUGCUUAUAUUGAUCGUUCCCCAGGUGCUGCCAGUUAUUCAGAGGAAUGUUUCCAUGCUUGUGUAUCUGGUUGCGGUUAUAAGUUUGAUGUUAAACAAGAUAUAGCUGAUAAAGUUUGCCCUAACAGACCAUCAAAGCCUGCCCCUGUUCAGAAGCCAAGGCCUCAACCUGUAGAACCGAUUGACAUGCCAGAGGAUAUGCCUGGCACUUCUGCAUAAUGAAAACUGAUAAACAACCUAAUCUUACAAAAAAAAAAAAAAAUACUGUACUUAACCAUUCUUUUU
Molecule: messenger RNA, 554 nt
Organism: Abrus precatorius (Indian licorice)
Lineage: Eukaryota; Viridiplantae; Streptophyta; Magnoliopsida; Fabales; Fabaceae
Exons: 5
Coding region: 81-488 (135 amino acids)
Source: RefSeq, a predicted model, not a curated record